UGGCAAGAGAUGAGACAUUGUCACCGGUGUUGUCUCCUUGGUUUAGUUGACGACUCACAUCCAACUGGAUUGGCUGGAGAGCGUUGGAGAGGCUACUGAUUCUAUUCGCAUGGGUUAAGGGAGAGGCAAAAUAAAAAGAUUAUCGGCCGGGGCGCUUGAUUCUUGAUGGACCCUAGCAAGGAGCGGGUUUUGUGGGUUUACUUCGGACACCCUGUUGGGAUUUGGGAGAGGCGGCUCUCUGCUCUGGGAAAUGUUGAUGACUCUCCAUUUGAACUGAUCUACCAUGACUGCAUGAUGUAUGUAUACCGCUUGUUGGCUUUCCGAUUCUUCAUUGAUUGCGCAGGACGGAUGUCGGACAUACGAGAUGAGCUGUAUAGUGUUCCUGCAUAUUUGUGCCUUGGGAUGGACUUUGAUGUUGCGGUACCUCAUCUGUUGUGCUUGUUGAUUUGUUGCUUGUUACCCUUUUUUUUUUUUUCUUUGCUGGCUUUCCGUGCUGGCCCUGUCAAUGAUAGUAUUACGACCUUAGAUUUCCUUGGUGCUGGGUGCAGAUAUAGAGUAUGAACAAUGGCGAGAAUAAUGGCUCCAAAAAUAAACCUGAAAGGAGUAGGGAGGAGAUAGGAGAUAGGUUGGUUAGUGAGUUAGUAAGUUAGUAAGUACCUGGGGGGCGCCAUAAUUCCACGGAUCCAUCAGUACCGAGAAGUGGAACUUCGGGCACUCCACGGUCCAAACCAACGGGGGCCUGAAAGGGCUGAAAGGGGGUGGUGGGUGUCC
Messenger RNA from Aspergillus piperis CBS 112811, 771 nucleotides. RefSeq lists its product as uncharacterized. Bases 166 to 561 code for a protein of 131 amino acids. The record is from RefSeq and is a predicted model, not a curated record. The transcript has a single exon. Lineage: Eukaryota; Fungi; Ascomycota; Eurotiomycetes; Eurotiales; Aspergillaceae.